Molecule: messenger RNA, 2731 nt
Organism: Gopherus evgoodei (Goodes thornscrub tortoise)
Lineage: Eukaryota; Metazoa; Chordata; Testudines; Testudinidae
Gene: UBE2H
Product: ubiquitin conjugating enzyme E2 H
Exons: 8
Coding region: 237-854 (205 amino acids)
Biological process (GO): protein polyubiquitination; ubiquitin-dependent protein catabolic process
Cellular component (GO): nucleus
Molecular function (GO): ubiquitin conjugating enzyme activity
Source: RefSeq, a predicted model, not a curated record
GAGCAGGGCUGGGGGCUGAGGGGAGAGCGAGUCGGAGCUGGGGGAGGCAGGAGCGGCCAGGCCCCGCCAGCCGCAGGGCGCAGCAGCAGCAGCGGGAGGAGGAGGAGGGGGCUCGCCAGCGGGUCGGUGCCCGGCGCCCCCCCCCCCGGGGAGCCGCCCCUGCCGGGUCCCCCCCCAGCCCGGAGGAGCCGGGGCUCUGACAGCCCGAGAGGAGGAGCCGGGCAGCCGGGGGCACCAUGUCCUCCCCCAGCCCGGGCAAGAGGCGGAUGGACACCGACGUGGUCAAGCUUAUUGAGAGCAAACAUGAAGUCACAAUCCUAGGAGGACUCAAUGAAUUUGUAGUGAAGUUUUAUGGACCACAAGGAACACCAUAUGAAGGUGGAGUGUGGAAAGUUAGAGUGGACCUUCCUGAUAAAUACCCUUUCAAAUCCCCAUCUAUAGGAUUCAUGAAUAAAAUUUUCCAUCCCAAUAUUGACGAAGCGUCAGGAACUGUAUGUCUAGAUGUAAUUAAUCAAACCUGGACAGCUCUCUAUGAUCUUACCAAUAUAUUUGAGUCGUUCUUGCCCCAGUUGCUGGCCUAUCCUAACCCCAUAGAUCCUCUAAAUGGUGACGCUGCAGCCAUGUAUCUCCACCGACCGGAAGAAUACAAACAGAAAAUUAAAGAAUACAUUCAGAAAUAUGCAACAGAAGAAGCACUAAAAGAACAGGAAGAAGGUAACUGUAUUACUCUUCCCCCAGUCUAUUCAAUGACCAGGUAUAACACAGUGAACACUUUCAUGCAUCUCUCAUUUGAAGAAGCCAGUUUUCUAAUAAAAAGGUGUCCCGUCCUAAGCGUCCAAAAGAAUUACAGUUAGAGCUGAAAAUCUAAGGUAGACUCCUGGAAAAGUAAGCACAUGUUUUACUGCAUUGAUUUUCUAGGUUGUGAAGAUGCAGUUUGGCUUCUAUUAGUUGUCCAAGUUGCUCUGACUCCUCUGCACGUUACUUUGUGCAUACAGGCAGCCGAAGCAAGGUAUUUGUGGGUAUAGAUCUGGAACUUCUCCAGCAAGAUGUUUCCUUGGAUAUUAAUGGAGCUUUACACACGAAACCUAUAGCAUUGCCUGCAGCAUGUUGAAAAGAUCAUCAUCUUGGUAUAUUUCAUGUUUGAUCAUUCUCCCCUGUAGUGAUUGCAGCAGGAAAGGAAGCCUACAGUAAAAUUGUCAAAACACCUACAGUUCAAAGGAAUAUGGCCUAGUGUAAAACUCUUGUAGGGAAUAAAUUCAAAUGGAUUUCCCUUCUUUCUAGACUGGAACAGCUGCGUAUUGCCUCAUUCUGCCUUUUCUCCCAUCUUUCACCUCCCUCCCCAUCUCAAACAAAAACCGUCUGUAAAUAAACUACACACCCCAAGACUGGAAGAGAAAAGUGGAAUCGUUCUGAAGCAGGAUGCCCAGUUUUUUUCAGUUCCAGUUUCUUUUGAAAUGCUAAUGUUCGUUUUUCUGAAAGAUCCACUGCCAUUCUUUUCCCUGUUCAGAUGACUGAAUCUCAAAGCAUCAGCCCAGGUGGAACUUAACAAGCCUACUCCAACAUGACUAGGUUUGAUCCCACUGUAUGUAGAUUCGUGCUCUCAGUGAAUCCCUGAAUAUGAAAGCUUGUUAGUAACCUAUUCUGGUUGUUAUGGAAGUAGACUCUUUGGCUUCACAUCUGAUAGCUUGUCACCUUGUUCUUGAGCUUUGUGUGACUUAUACAAAUUGAGAAAUAUCAAAGCUGCCCCAGAUCUGCAGAAGCAUCUCAAGAAGCUACCUACAUUGCUAGGUUAAUCUUGAAUUUCAUCAGGCGUGUUUUCAACUCUUUUAGGUUUCCAAGUGUAUUUUCUUGGUUCAUUUGACUUUCCAUAAUAAUUUUAGACUUUAAAAAUAAAAAUUAAGGAGGGGAGUCUUGGCGAAAGCUACUCUUAAGGGAAUGGCAUCUCGAUAUGAACUGAGUGAAAUAAUAAUGCUUUGUAAAUUAACUGGUAAUGUAUAAACCCUCGGUCAGAGGAGGGGGAAAUGGAAGUUAAAUGCUAUUUCUGUUACCUCUAAUGUUCAAAUUGGCCACUUAGAUUUUUGGGAAUACUACCUACGUAGUCAUUUCUGUAAUCUCCCAUAUCCGUGUUUGAUCGCCACCCCCACAUUAUCUCCCUACAGUGCACACACACCAGGGAGAUGGAUUCCCUUUUUCCCCAUAAGGGAUGAGAAAUUCUGUAACCUGUGCUGCAGUUGGGUUGCCCUGGCUUUUUUCCCCCCUCCCUGCAAGACUAAUCACAGGGCAUUCUGAUGUAAGUGGUAGCUCUCAGGUAUGCAAGGACUCCCCCCACCCCAACCGUGCACCUUUGAUGUCAGUUCUAUACCACACCAUGCAGGGGGCAUUGAGGAGAGGGCAGGGCUGUUGGUUGGUUUUUCUUUUGCUUCUUUUUGCUCAUCUGAAUUCCGCUGACACUUUAGCAGGAGCGUGUGCAGCAUGAGAAAUGGCCAUUAUUUUACUGACUGUAUUUGAUACCUGUUGUGUGAUACUUGAAGAGAUAAAGGGUGUUUUCCCUUCAUUUGAGUCUAAGCUUUUUUCUUUUCUUUUUUUUCCCUUUUUUCUUGCUUUGUGAUGAUGUAGUGGGCAUGCCUGUCACCAUGACAAAUGCCUCUUCUCUAAGAAUAUAACCUCUCAAAUAGUUGUGUAUAAUUAAAGAACUGUAAACUUUUUUAAAUAAAAGAUGUAUAUACCUUGA